AUGGAACACUUUUUUCCUUGGGUUCAUGUUACUCUUGUUGGACAAGACAACACGUGCAGGGAAUUCAAAAAUGUGCAUAUCCAUUUUCAACCAUCUUCUUUGCAAAUCAUAGACGUAGAUGUUUUCAACAUUAUUCCAUAUCAAAAAAUAAAAACAUUGACACGUGGCUGGAAUGUGCUCAAAUUCUCACUUGUAUCAGAAAGUGAGAACGACGAUAUACAGCUAAAGGUCAAAUUCGUCACACCUUCUUUGAAAAACACCAAUUCUAUGAUGAAAACGUUCAACGCGAUGAUGAAAAUAACAAAGAAACGAAUGGAGUCAACGCAAAGUGAUAUAUCUUAUGGCAAGCGACUAGAAAAUUGGAUUCGAAGGUUUUUUGGACUCAAAACUCUAUCAAAACCUUCGUUGUCAGAUAUGCCUAUCAAAAUACUUGCAACAAUUUCAGACUAUCUCGAGACUAAAGACCGAAUGAAUCUUCGUAAAGUAUCUCGAAGCCUUCAAGAUUUUGUUGACUAUCAAGGAUCUGGCAUAAAUAGUCUUGAAAUCUGCUACGGACAUAAUUCCGUUUCUUUGAAAAUUGUUAAGAAACGUAUAGAGUAUCGUGAACUCGAGGAACAUUGCCUAGUGUCAUACCAGAAUCAGGCAAAAGCUAUAGUAGAGGAGAAUCCAGAGAGUAUGAUGCUCAACGACGUAGCCGUUCUGUUACAAAGCUCUAACGUUCAGCUGGAUAGAUUCAGCUUGACUAUGGGAAAUUGGGGAUCUGGCAAGGUGCCAGAUAUCACCUCAAUUCAGAACAUUUUGAAAUCGAGAAAACUUCUGCGCAGUAAAAGUGUAUACUUUGAAUUCGUCAACAUCGAAAAUGUCUCUUCUUUUUUGCAACACUUUAAAGCUGGUUUUCUUGAGAGCAUGAGUUUAGACUUACCUGACAUAUAUUGUAAGGAUUUUCAAUUUGGAGAUAUGGUCCAUUUAGAACAGUGGGAGAAACUCAAAAAACUCUCAAUUCAAUUUUGUCGAGAGACGCAGCCAACGAGGCUCCUUCCAUUCAUUCAUCAUAUUCCUAAUGUGGAAAUUUCCAAUUUGAGAUUUCGGGCACUGAAGUUGAAAAAGGAAAAUGGGUAA
Molecule: messenger RNA, 1119 nt
Organism: Caenorhabditis elegans
Lineage: Eukaryota; Metazoa; Nematoda; Chromadorea; Rhabditida; Rhabditidae
Gene: fbxa-102
Product: F-box domain-containing protein
Exons: 5
Coding region: 1-1119 (372 amino acids)
Source: RefSeq, marked reviewed